AUGUGGGGUCCCAGGUGCGUGGUCUCAGUCGAAGAAGGCGGAGGCAGGGACGAGGCCGGAGCACUUAUCCUCACCCAAUAUGGGGUCCCAGGCGCGUGGUCUCAGCCCGAAGAAGGCGGAGGCGGGGACGAGGCCGGAGCUGGGGUCCCAGGUGCGAAAGCGGAGGCGGGGACGAGGCCGGAGCGCUUAUCCUCGACCAACGUGGAGUCCCAGGUACGCGAUCUCGGCCCGAAGAAGGUGAAGGUGGGGUGCUUGCAGCCAGAAGAAGGCGAGCUUCAAGAGGAGGCGACAACAAGCUCGAAGGACUUACUCUCAGAAUACGUUCUCGGCGCGUGGUCUCAACCUGAAGAAGACAGAGGCGGCGACAAGGCCGGAGUGCCUAUCCUCAAUCAAGAUGGGGUCCCAGGUGCGCGGUCUCAACUUGAAGAGGAUGGAGGCGGGAACCAGGACGGAGGCGAGGAGAGGCCGGAGUGCCCAUCCUCAACCAAGAUAGGGAAGCUCAAGCUGAAGAAGACAGAGGUGUGGAAGUUCAAGCUGAAGAAGACACAGGCGUGGAAGCUCAAGCUGCAGAAGGGCAAGGACAAGGUGCGUAUCCUCAAGAAGAAAAAGGCCGGGAGCGGGAACGAAGCCGUGCAGGCUCGCCUGCAUGGUGUCCCAGGUGCGUGGUCUCAGCCCGAAGAAGGCGACGAGACCGGAGCGCUUAUCCUCAACCAAUAUGUUCCAGGUGCGAAAGCGGAGGCGGGGACGAGUCCGGAGCGCUUAUCCUCGACCAACGUGGAGUCCCAGGUACGCGAUCUCGGCCCGAAGAAGGUGAAGGUGGGGUGCUUGAAGCCAGAAGAAGGCGAGCUUCAAGAGGAGGCGACAACAGGUGCGCGGUCUCAACUUGAAGAGGAUGGAGGCGGGAACCAGGACGGAGGCGAGGAGAGGCCGGAGUACCUAUGCAAGGACAAGGCUGGGAGGGCCCAUCCUCAACCAACAUGGGGUUCCGAGGUGCGGAAGUUCAAGCUGAAGAAGACACAGGCGGUGAAAGCUCAAGCUGAAGAAGACAGGGGCAGGGACAAGGCGUGGAAGCUCAAGCUGAAGAAGGGCAAGGACAAGGCGUGGAAGCUCAAGCUGAAGGAGACGGAGGCGUGGAAGCUCAAGCUGAAGAAGGGCAAGAACAAGGCGUGGAAGCUCAAGCUGAAGGAGACGGAGGCAAGGACAAGGCAAGGACAAGGCCGGGAGGACUUAUCCUCAACCAACAUGGGUUUCCGAGGCGUGGAAGCUCAAGCUGAAGAAGGGCAAGAACAAGGCAUGAAGGCUCAAGCUGAAGAAGACAGAGGCAAGGACAAGGCGUGGACGCUCAAGCGGAAGAAGACAGAGGCAAGGAGGAGGCCGGGCGUGGACGCUCAAGCGGAAGAAGACGGGGGCAAGGACCAGGCGUGGAAGCUCAAGCGGAAGAAGACGGAGGCAAGGACGAGGCGAACACUGAAGGAGACGGAGUCGCCGAAGGCGAGCCAUGGAGAGUGCAAGGAAUAUGCCCGAUACUUGGGCAUCGACCCCGGAUACGAGGGAGAAGAGACACACAACGCGAUGUUGUGCCCGAGCCUCGGUGCAUGGUCUCAACCUGAGAAGAACACGGAGGCGGGGAUCAGGUGUGACGUCUCGCAGCCCGAAGAAACUGGAGGCGGGGACGAGGUGGAGGCGGGAACUACGGGGUCCCAAUCCGGAGAAGGCGAAGGCGGGGAAGAGGUGCGUGGUCUCAACCUGAAGAAAGCGGAGGGGACGAGGCCGGAGGGCUUAUCCUCAACCAAUAUGGGGUCCCAACCCGAAGAAGGCGAAGGCGGGGACGAGGCCGGUGUGAAGUCUCAUCCCGGAGAAGGAGGAGGCGGGGACGAGGCCAAAGCGAUUAUCCUCAACAAAUCUGGGGUCCGAGGUGUGAAGUCUCAUCCCGGAGAAGGAGGAGGCGGGGACGAGGCCAAAGCGCUUAUCCUCAACCAAUAUGGGGUCCUAGGUGCGUGUUCAGACAGCCCGAAGAAGGCGGAGGCAGGGUGCGUGGUCUCACAGCCCGAAGAAGGCGGAGGCGGGGACGAGGCGCGGACGAGGCCGGAGAGCUUGUCCUCAACCAAUAUGGGGUUUCAGGGAAAACGAGGUGUGGAAGCUCAAGAUGAAGAAGACAGAGGCAAGGACGAGGUGUGGAAGCACAAGCUGAAGAAGACAGAGGUGCGGAAGCUCAAACUGAAGAAGUGCGUAGUCUCAGGGGCCUGGUUGUGCAAAGAGCUAUGUGUGUCGACACGCGAAGCUGUUGCCCAAGAGAACUUGCCCAAGAGCGACAAGGCUCGCCGAGACCUGCGCAGUGUCCAACAGGACCCCGCCAUGUUGUCAGAGCAGUCUUCAGGGCGAUACAUCGUCAGCGACGACGUGGAGCUGCCAGAGGAUCGCGUCCAGUACAGCGACGUGAACCUACUUCGACAAGCCCUCCUCGACGCCCGUGAGUUCCUUCGCUCAGGCUAUACGGAAAUCCACUUCCGAGUCUGGAGGCGCGACGAACCGAUGAAGCUUCUCUGCGCACGGAGUGCCAAGCAGCAUGAGGGCACGAUGGAACUCUACCUCACCUACGAGGACGGCGGCGAGGAAGAGGGCCUGCUGCAUCCGGCAGGAACCGGUUGCACCGGACCGUUGUUCGCGUUUGCCAGCAGACGCCAAGACGGCAUUCCAGCUCCUCGACGACGGCUGGGACGUGCUCAUACAAUCUUCUUCUUCAAGAACGAUCUGGUGGAGUGGACGGCAAAAAGGUGCAAGGAGGGCCUGGUGCAUCACAUGCGGCCGCGCUCCUCCAUCAUGUCGCAGUCGGGCAUACAGGUGCUCAGUCUCAGCGGGAACAACGUUGGAGGCGGAGACACGGACGAGUCCCGAAGGCUCGCAUGCCGAGAGAUUCGCCUAUCCUCAACCAAUACGGCGUCGCAGGUACUCCGGAAGCAAGGCCAGAGCGCUAUGGGGCUCGGGGUCCGCGGUCCCAGCCCGAAGAAGGCCGCCGGAACGAGGCUGGAACGUUUAUCCUCAACCACUGUGGGAUUCGAGAUCAGCAGCCCAGAAGCCGAAGAAGGCGAAGGCGGGGACGAGGCCGGAGCGCUUAUCCUCAACCAAGAUGGGGUUUCAGGUGCUUGGUCUGAAGCUGAGAAGACGGCGGAGGCCGGAGCGCUUAUCAUCAACCAAGAUGGGGUGUCAGGUGCAUGGUUUGAAGCUGAGAAGACGGCGGAGGCGGGGACGAGGCCGGAGCGCUUAUCAUCAACCAAGAUGGGGUCUCGGGUGCGUGGUCUCAAGCCGAAGACGGCGGAGGCGGGGACGAGGCCGGAGCGCUUAUCAUCAACCAAGAUGGGGUCUCAGGUGCGUGGUCUCAAGCCGAAGAAGGCGAAGGCGGGGACGAGGCCGGAGCGCUUAUCCUCAACCAAGAUGGGGUGUCAGGUGCUUGGUCUGAAGCUGAGAAGACGGCGGAGGUAG
Molecule: messenger RNA, 3480 nt
Organism: Symbiodinium sp. CCMP2592
Lineage: Eukaryota; Dinophyceae; Suessiales; Symbiodiniaceae
Source: the annotation of a GenBank genome assembly